CUUGGGACUAAAACAAGCUUGUGUAUACUUACCUACAUAGGAACAUGGGGUAUGACGCGGACGGGCCAACUUGCAGUUAACGUUGAUCAGUGGGGAGACAAACACUUUUCCCUGAGGCGCAAAGACCCAGCGCUGCAAUGCCUCCUGGGCCGGUAAUUUAUACUCCGAUCAAAACUUGAUUGUUGCCUUCAGGUAAUUUUCUGAUGCAGGCUCAAGUACUUCCAACUUCGAUACUGAGUACUGAGGCGCGGACUCUCCGCGCCACUGCCUGUCAAGCCGACCGCCCACCUUUUGCCCUCACACAACUCAAUAUCGUGCGCACCACCGGUAGACCGUUCAGGCAUGCAAGGACUUGCAUGGGUUGGUCUCUUACUUCUGUAUUACGCAGGUGCUGUUUUAGCGGCCGGUAAUACAACAUGUCUUAGCAGUCAACUGGAUUGGUACACAAGCGCGGUCGGUGAAACCCCUUGCAUGACGUACCAGCGGCUUCGACAAAUAUGCAACAGUGCUUAUUUGGUUGGCAAUUUCGCUGCGACAACCCCCGGUGAUCAUUGCGACGAUCAAGUUUCGGAUUGUUGCUGCAAUUCUGUCGCAUUCGCAUUGAGCAUGCUUUGCAUGAAUUGCCAAGAAGACGCUGUUGCAGGCGAUGUAGCUGGAUUUGAUGCAGCUCCUGGAACAUACUCUGCUUAUCUCGCUCCCUGUACUACUCCCACAAAUCAGUCGCUUCCAGCAAGUAUCCAGCAAGCUGUGUGCAACGAGAACAUCAAGAUUGACGAUUUUCUGUACAACAGAUCCUAUUGGUCUGAUGGAUCCUGGUUCUAUCGAUGGACAGCGGAUUAUGCAGUAGAACAGCAGGCAAUAAACAACAACAACACUUUUACGGUUUGCCCGAACCAAGUUUCGCCUUCGGUAUCCCUUCCUAAAUCCACAGCGGUCCCUACUGCAGGUACAUCUCUCCCUGGCACCGGUGCUGCCUCUGCGUCGUCGUCUAGCUCUGGGAAUGCAACUCCAUCUGCUUUAUCUGCUUCAUCUGAUUCAUCUACUUCAUCGACCUCACAGAAAGCUAUCAUUGGUGGUGCAGUGGGUGGUGCCGCGUUCGCCAUAGUCGCAGUGCUCGGCGGUAUUUACUGUUACAGGCGGCGCAAACGGCCUCGCAUGAUCCAGGAUACGCCAUCCGUGUUCACGGACCAAUUCCCUGGUGCCCGGUCCAUCUAUGGAGCAUCUUUGGCGAACACUGAACCAGUUACUCAAAGAUACAGCAGUCUCAGUCCAAAUCGACGCAAUGACGGGUCUAGGGAGUCUACUUUGCCGAUGACACAUUCUUUGAGCCAUGAGCGGGCUCAGUCCUUCAAUACGUCAACUGGCGCGUCAUAUUUCGCAAAUGACGAUUUGUCUAGAACAGCGUCCUACAUCCGGGAAGAUGAUGCUGGUACAUUGAUUCCCCCCCGUGGUGCACCUACAGAAAGACUUCCACCUGCGUAUCAUCCGUCUUGGGUGUCCAGAAAUACACCGCCAAGCAACUCAAACCCCAGUGAAGAUCAAGUUCUAUUAGACCAACCUAUGUUGUCGAGCGACGGAACACGCCCAGGAAGUCUCACGGGGCUACAAGAGAAAAGAGCGUCCAGAUGGAGUGCUAGUAGUUAAGCACAUGAAGGGUAUCGUUAUGCAUUAAUAUUGUUCCUCUCUGGAUCUUCUCACAGACGCUCAUGUGAUGCUUGUAUCUGGCUGUCUGUUCGCAUGUAUUGACAUUUUAUGAUAUAGAUGAGAACUACUUUAUCUUGUGAUCAGCGCUGCUCCACUAUCAUGAAUGCAACCACCAUUAUGUGUG
This is a messenger RNA of Suillus clintonianus, 1828 nucleotides long. RefSeq lists its product as uncharacterized. The transcript has 12 exons. NCBI's taxonomy places the organism in Eukaryota, Fungi, Basidiomycota, Agaricomycetes, Boletales, Suillaceae. Bases 343 to 1644 code for a protein of 433 amino acids. The record is from RefSeq and is a predicted model, not a curated record.